Messenger RNA from Paramecium octaurelia, 787 nucleotides. The record is from the annotation of a GenBank genome assembly. Lineage: Eukaryota; Ciliophora; Oligohymenophorea; Peniculida; Parameciidae.
AUUAUCAUCAUAACAUCAUUCAAUAAAGAAAUUAAAAAAUUAUUAUUUUAGAAUGUAAUAACCAUAAGGAUUAAAAUUUGUUUGUCUAAGUGAUACUCAUAAUUCCCAUCCACAUAUAUUAGAAAAAGGGGAUGUGUUAAUACACUGUGGAGACUUUACUUGUAUAGGGGAUUAUAAAGAAGUUCAAAAUUUCAAUAGAUGGCUUGACGCAUAAUAGGGAUUCAAAUAUAAAAUCAUCAUUGCUGGAAAUCAUGACUUAAGCUUUGAUUCUUAAAAAUAUCCAGAAUUGCAAUAAUAUACGGAGCUCUAAAAAGAGAUUUAUUAUUUAAAAAAGAAUUUUAUUUAUUUAGAAAAUUCAGAAGUUGAUAUCGAAGGAUAUAAAAUAUGGGGUAGUCCAUAUUCAUUAGAAUACUGGAAUGGAGCAUUUUAACUGUCCCCUAAAGAAUCUGAAAAUUUUUGGAAGAACAUAAACGAUUAAGCAGAUAUUGUGUUAACGCAUGGACCUCCAUAUGGCCAUGGGGAUAUGUCCAAAAGUGAAGUUUGUGAACAUGUUGGUGAUAAAUAAUUAUUAAAAAGAAUUAAAUAAAUAAAACCAAAAUAUCAUAUUUUUGGUCAUAUACAUGAAGCCUAUGGAAUUUCAGAAGAGGAUGGCAUCUAAUUUAUUAAUUGUUCUUACUUUAAAAAAAACUAUUCAGUUGGAAACAAACCUUUUUCGUUUACUCUUCCUUGCAGAGAAUAAAAAAACAGAUGAACAACAAUUAAAAAAGACUUUAAUAUUAAUUUAUUC